CUCUUUUCGUAUUGAACAUAAAAUCGCAUGCGAAGAAAUGCACAAGAAACAAGAAUCAAGAAUGAGUAUAUUCCUUGAAUGAUUAUUGAUCUAAGGCUAGUUUUCAUUUGGGGGUCGGACAUCUUUAGGACCCAUUUGUGUAUAAUGAGCUGGAUCUGACAAAUUUGCACAUACAAUAUGCCAAAUCCUAUUCAAGAACAACAAGUGUGAUAAAAAAAAACAUUUUUUUUUGAGAUUUGCUGACCCAAUAAGGAAAAACUGAUGAUUUUCAGAUUUCCACGAAGAAAAGAAGAAGAAGAAGAAGGAGAAGGAAAAAAGAAAGAUAAGUUUCAAUCAUGGUUUUCUCUAAAGAUAAUAUGACAGGUAUCAUUUUGGCUCUUCUUUCAAGUGUGUUCAUAGGGGCAAGUUUUAUUAUCAAGAAGAAAGGCCUUAGAAGAGCUGCCGUAGUCUCUGGUGUUAGAGCUGGUUUUGGUGGGUAUUCAUAUCUAAUGGAGCCCCUAUGGUGGAUUGGAAUGAUCACAAUGAUAGUCGGAGAGAUUGCGAAUUUUGUGGCAUAUGCUUUUGCUCCGGCGGUUCUUGUCACUCCUCUAGGUGCAUUGAGUAUAAUUGUCAGUGCUGUAUUGGCUCAGAUUAUUUUGAAGGAAAAGUUGCAUCCGCUUGGAAUUUUGGGUUGUGUGCUGUGCAUUGCUGGUUCUAUUGUGAUAGUUGUCCAUGCACCACAGGAGCAUCCUAUCUCUUCUGUCAAAGAAAUAUGGUACAUGGCAACUCAGAAAGCAUUUUUGCUCUACAUGGGAUCGGUGAUUGUCUUGGUUUUUAUUCUUGUAUUCUACUUUGCUCCUCAAUGUGGACACUCAAAUGUCCUUGUUUUCACUGGAAUCUGCUCAUUGAUGGGUUCUCUCUCGGUUAUGAGUGUUAAAGCCCUUGGUACUUCACUGAAGUUAACUGUUGAGGGAAAGAACCAGCUGAUCUAUCCGGAAACCUGGAUUUUUAUGUUUGUUGUGGCAGUUUGUGUCGUUACACAAAUGAACUAUCUCAAUAAGGCCCUUGAUACCUUCAAUACUGCUGUUGUCUCUCCUAUAUACUAUGUUAUGUUCACAACACUAACAAUCGUUGCCAGUGUCAUCAUGUUUAAGGACUGGGAUGGCCAGAGCACUGGGAGCAUUAUAUCAGAAAUAUGUGGUUUCAUCGUUGUGCUCUCUGGAACCAUCUUGUUGCACGUUACCAAAGAUGUGGAAAGAAGUUCAUCUUUCAGAGGUAAUUACACACCUUCAUCCCCUACGUUAUCAACACGACUAUGUAAUUCAAAUGGGGAAUCACAUAAGCAUGAAGAAGAAGAUGAAUCGUACUCUGAGGAAGCCGAUUCUAGAAGACAGGAUCUCCAGGUUUAAUAUGAUUGCUUUAGACAAGACCAAGACUUCUUUCAUAUUAUGAUAGGCCAUGAGGAACCGUGAUUUGCGGUUAGAAAGGUGAAGCAUGCAACUGAUAAUCCAUCUGAAACCUCCGAAGGUGCUAAAACGCCUCAGUUUCGUUUUCUAUUGCAUCUGAUUGCAGCAGCAAGGUAAGGAUUCCACAGGAUCUUAAAGCAAGAGUUAGUGGAAAAUCAUCAAAAGUUGUCGCGGCCUGAAACUAUACUGUUUGUCUAUAGUUAUAGGAGUUCCAAAUAUUGGUUUAUUGUACAUCAUUAAGCAUCAGAAUCUAGAGUUAGGGGGAUUGAGAAAGGUCUAUAGAAGCAGAGUUGAAUGAUGAGAGCUUGCAUAGGAGUUCUCUGUGCAAAACAAGUCAUUUUGUGGUAGUUUUUGCACUGAUUACGAGUGAUAUAGUUCAUUUUAGUUUUUUAUUCUUUUUUAUGACCGUGGUGUCCAGGCUAGUUUUCUUCUUUUCUGUGUCCCUAUUUUUACUGGAAGUGUUUUGUUUGUAUAGCAAUUUUUUUGAUGUAUUAGGUAGAGUCUUUGUUUAUGUUUUCAUUCUUUGGUGAACUUGAGAUCACAAGAUGUUUAAUUGACUCCAAUAACACUACAUUUUUUUUUAUCUCAAGUGAUUUUUCACUUA
Messenger RNA from Solanum dulcamara, 2049 nucleotides. Its product is annotated as probable magnesium transporter NIPA6. The transcript has 9 exons. Bases 336 to 1388 code for a protein of 350 amino acids. Gene Ontology annotation, biological process: magnesium ion transport. Gene Ontology annotation, cellular component: membrane. The record is from RefSeq and is a predicted model, not a curated record. Gene Ontology annotation, molecular function: magnesium ion transmembrane transporter activity. Lineage: Eukaryota; Viridiplantae; Streptophyta; Magnoliopsida; Solanales; Solanaceae.